AUGUUUUGCAAAGCAUUCCCCAGGUUGGCCACGCGGCCAUUGAGAAGUAGCAAACUACUCUUUACACCACCACCGCCAAUUAGACGUCCAGUUUUAAAAUCAAGCGUUGGUUCAUCAUCAGUCAUAGUUCUCGCCGGGAUAGUAGGAGGGACAGUGUUGGGGUAUUAUUUGCUCGACUCGCGCUCGUCGAUCCACGAAUACGUAAUCUGUCCCUUGAUACGCACGUUCACCGAUGCAGAAACAGGCCACAAGCUCGGCAUUUUCCUACUCAAGCAUGGCUUGGCUCCAAGAUUACUCGACGAAGGUAUCAACGACCACGCCGACGUGUUGGGCGUUUCCGUGUUUGGCAAAAAGUUGAAGAACCCAAUCGGUUUAGCUGCUGGCUUAGAUAAAGAUGGGGAAGCCAUUGACUCGUUAUUCAACUGCGGGUUCUCGUACGUUGAAAUUGGAUCAAUCACACCCGAACCGCAGCCAGGCAAUCCCAAACCGCGGUUUUUCCGCUUGGGUCGCGAUGACGCUGUCAUCAACCGAUACGGAUUCAAUUCACAAGGACACUUUAACGUUGUCGCGACGUUGAGAUUGAGAUUCAACGCCUGGAUAACCAAGUUCAAGCAAACCCACACGGCGGACUCGACCCCUUAUUCCAACGCGUUCCAAUCGGGCAAAUUGCUCGGUAUAAACUUGGGCAAGAACAAAACUGGCGACGAAGUACAAGAUUACGUGCAAGGUGUAUCGAGAUUGGGACCAUAUGCAGAUAUCUUGGUGGUGAAUGUCUCGUCGCCCAACACACCUGGUUUACGCAAUUUACAAAACGAAGCCAAGUUGACCAACUUGCUCCAAGCAGUAGUAGCAGAACGCGAUACCCACCUCAAGCAGAACCUUCUCGGUUCCAAACCUCCCAUCCUCGUCAAGAUCGCGCCCGAUUUAACCGAGCCCGAAAUUGAAUCGAUUGCCACUUCAGUGAAACAAGCGAAAAUCGACGGCAUCAUAUUAUCAAACACCACGAUCCAGAGACCAGCUGUGAAAUUGCUCACGUCCGACGAGGAAUUGAUCAAUCAAGCGGGUGGAUUAUCUGGUAAACCACUCAAGGAAAUCUCGUUGGCUGCAUUCCAAAAGUUGAGCAAAUACACGAAAGGUUCCGGGUUGGUCUUGGUUGGAUGCGGUGGGAUAAGCAGUGGCAAAGAUGCGUUGGAGUUCGCGAGAGCUGGUGCUUCGUUUAUUGAGUUGUACACCGCGUUUGCUUAUCAAGGUCCCGGUUUAGUUGCAAAGAUUAGAGAUGAGUUGGUGGUGGAGUUGAAGAAAGAGGGCAAGACUUGGCAGCAGAUUGUUGAUGAAAAUCGUUGA
Molecule: messenger RNA, 1344 nt
Organism: Lodderomyces beijingensis
Lineage: Eukaryota; Fungi; Ascomycota; Pichiomycetes; Serinales; Debaryomycetaceae
Source: the annotation of a GenBank genome assembly